Messenger RNA from Octodon degus (degu), 966 nucleotides. RefSeq names its product olfactory receptor 7D4-like. Bases 1 to 966 code for a protein of 321 amino acids. The transcript has a single exon. The record is from RefSeq and is a predicted model, not a curated record. Gene Ontology annotation, molecular function: olfactory receptor activity; G protein-coupled receptor activity. Gene Ontology annotation, biological process: G protein-coupled receptor signaling pathway. Gene Ontology annotation, cellular component: membrane. NCBI's taxonomy places the organism in Eukaryota, Metazoa, Chordata, Mammalia, Rodentia, Octodontidae.
AUGAAAACAGAAAACCACACAGGAGCACCACAGUUCUUCCUUUUGGGCCUCUCAGAAGAUCCUGAACUGCGACCUCUUCUCUUUGGACUGUUCUUGACCAUGUACCUGGUCGCGGUGCUCGGGAACCUGCUCAUCAUCCUGGCCGUCGGUUCUGACUCCCACCUCCACACUCCCAUGUACUUCUUCCUCUCCAACCUUUCUUUUGUGGACAUCUGUUAUGUCUCUUCCUCAGUCCCCAAGAUGCUAGUGAACAUCCAGGCACAGAGCAAAGCCAUCUCCUACAUGGAGUGCCUCACACAGGUGUACUUUUUAAUGCUUUUUUGUGCGAUGGAUGAUGUUCUCCUCACUGUGAUGGCCUAUGACCACUACAUGGCCAUCUGUCAUCCCCUGAACUACACAGUCAUUAUGAGCCCUCGACAUUGUAGUCUCCUGGUUCUGGUGUCUUGGUUUAUUAUUGUCUGUUUUGCCCUGGUUCAUAUCCUACUGAUCAAGCCACUGACUUUCCACAUAGGCACCACAAUCCCUCAUUUCUUCUGUGAAUUAGCUCAGGUUCUUAAGGUGGCCAGUAGUGAUACCUCUAUCAAUAACAUCGUCUUACUUGUAGCAGCAGCCCUGCUCUGUGUGUUUCCUGUGAUUGGGAUCCUCUUCUCUUAUGCUAGGAUUGUCUCCUCCUUAAUGAGAAUGACCUCCUCAACAAGCAGGCAAAAAGCAUUUUCCACCUGUGGGUCCCAUCUCUGCGUGGUUUCUUUGUUCUAUGGAACAGCACUUGGGGUGUACCUCAGUUCUUCUGUGACCCACUCUGCCCAGGCAAACAUGAUAUCCUCUGUGAUGUACACUGUGGUGACCCCCAUGAUGAACCCCUUCAUCUACAGCCUGAGGAACAAAGAUGUGAAGGGAGCCCUGGGCAGGCUCCUCAGUAGAGCAGUCUCUUGCCUUUCAUGGAGCACUGAUCUGAAAAGUAAAUGA